GCGGCGAGCACUAUGGCCAACAGCGACCUCGAAGACGAUGACUUCGACUUCGACGUGCACGCGGAGGUGGACGCGGACGCGGACGGCGACGAAGACAUUGACGAAGAUAUUUUAGACGCGGUGGAGGCCGAGAUUGGCGCAGAUGAUGCUACGGAGGGCGACGAGGACGGCUACUUUGAUGAUUCUGACGAGGGGGAAGAAGACGAGGACGAAGAAGAGUUACCCGAGGGUCUGGCAGUGCAGACGCCAGUCCUCGAUCCAAAGCCUCCAGCGUACGUUGGGGAGACACCCUUGCCCCCGCAGGAGAUCGUCCAUAACACCCUAGCUGUUCCCCCAACGACUGCACCUUCCCCUCCCCGCGAACGUACGCCAGGCCCGCUGUCGCCGGCACAACAACGACGCGCUCAAAUCCUCGCCACCUUCAACCCUUCUUCGCCACGAUCCUACACAGUAGAAGCAAUGUGUGCGAUCCCCCAGCCCCACCCGACACACUCCCUAGCCGCAUCACUUUGUAUGACCCAUCUCCUAACAGGCUGCGACGACGGAUAUGUCCGCGACUACGACAUAUUCGCCGCAGUAAAUGGGAAGAACUUUCUAACAGCCCCUCAGCGGCACCAUUGCGGUGUAAUUGAGGGCACUAUGAAAGCUGGCCAGUUACGAUUCUGGUGGGAGAACCCCGCGGACCCGGAAAGGUUAGGUAACAUUCCGGCGGAGGAGAUCCCUCUAUCUCCCGUAUACAGCCUGGCCAUGCACUCGGACGCUUUAUGGGCCCUAGCUGGGUCAGAUCAAGGCCAUAUUAAUUUGUUCACCGUACGCCAUGAUCCAGGGCGGUUGUGUCACGUUAUGCGCGGCCAUCGCGGCCAUGUGUCUGCGCUAUCUAUACAGCACGAUGAGAAGGGUUUUCUCAGUGCCGGGUGGGAUGGGGAUGCUAUUCACUGGGAUUUGAAUACGGGCCAGAUCACUAAGAAAUUCACGGCCCAUGGUGCGCAGCUGGCAAGCAUUGCGUUCCGUCCCAUUUGUGCACGCCCAUGGAUCCCGCCUUCGACCAAUCCCAAGUCCGAGGAACUCGACGGACUAUGGGUGACGCCGAAGAAAGAAGAGGACUCCGUCGACUUCCAGCAGGGGAAUCCUCAAGUGAAUGGUGCGCCAGGUGGAGCUCUUGCCGCACCACCUCAACCCAGCGGCUCUAGACCACCUCCCGACGACAGUGAUACAAAGUCGGACGCAUCAUUCGAUCCGUUAUUCGAUGAUGAACCUGACGGUGAUGGCCAGGACGGCGACAAUGCCUCCGUGUUUCGUACUGCCGCGGGAGUUCCAACCGGAAAUCAGGCAUUUGGCGCGACGUCCAUCGGACAGUCUAGGUUGACUUCGCAACCGGCGUACUCGCGGACAGCUGGUGCGCCUGCCCCCAGGAAUGCGCCCCCGCUUCUGGAUUCGCGUGAAUACGCGGCGUUUUCGCCCGACACGUUCUUAACGGCGUCUGUUGACGGGCAGGUCAUCUUAUGGGAUGCUAGGGCAUCACCAGGCCGCGGCGUUGGACGGUUGUGGAUGAACGAGAAGACGCCUCCAUGGUGUCAAUCGGCUUGCUGGUCGGCCAAUGGCGAGCAGAUCUACGCUGGGCGCCGGAACGGGACGGUGGAUAUCUGGGACGUCCGUCAAAUGGGCACCUCUGGGCCCGAAAACACUCCCCGCCUGAUGAAGACAUUGCGCAACCCGGCUUCAUCUGGCGUGGUGUCCUGCGUCGUAGCAUUUCCGGACGGCCGUCACCUGGCAUGCGCGUCCCAAGAUAACAUCAGACUUUGGAACGUGGCUGAGGCUGGCGAACCCGAUGCUUCGGGUCGAGUCAGAAGCGGAGCCCAGUUCAAGAUCAUUCCGGGCCACCACGGUGGCUACAUCUCCCAGAUGCUGGUAGAUCCCGCGGCCCGCUUCCUGGUCUCCGCCAGCAGUAACCGCGGAUGGCACGGCGAUUCGACGCGCACGGUCUUCGUGCACGAGAUUAAACACAUUCAAUAG
Gloeophyllum trabeum ATCC 11539 is the source of this 2013-nucleotide messenger RNA. RefSeq names its product WD40 repeat-like protein. Lineage: Eukaryota; Fungi; Basidiomycota; Agaricomycetes; Gloeophyllales; Gloeophyllaceae. Bases 13 to 2013 code for a protein of 666 amino acids. The transcript is spliced from 8 exons. Gene Ontology annotation, molecular function: protein binding. The record is from RefSeq and is a predicted model, not a curated record.